Molecule: messenger RNA, 1249 nt
Organism: Rhodofomes roseus
Lineage: Eukaryota; Fungi; Basidiomycota; Agaricomycetes; Polyporales; Fomitopsidaceae
Exons: 4
Coding region: 411-1073 (220 amino acids)
Source: RefSeq, a predicted model, not a curated record
GCACCUCCAAUACCGACAAUGCGACGUCAUGGACAGGUGAACACGCGCCGGUAUGUAGUUGUACUUGUUCUCCUGGUAUGGUUCUCACACUCCCAUCGCAGAGACUCUUCGGAGGGUUGUCCGCGAAAUCUCUGAGUACCCAUCCAGUUACGACAGUGAACAGCAACCCAAGAAUGGUCAGCGAUACUGUUUGCAACCGAUCGUUACUGGAUGCGAACUCACAAUGCCGCGAUGCAGUUUGCACCCAUCGUCAUUAAAUUUCAGCGUCUGGAUCAAGGAACCUACCCUACCUGCUGCUCGACGGAGAGUGGCAUGACACAGCAUAUAAUUGGCUGGUCUGCGGAAUCGCACUUAACGGCUUCAUUGGAGACGCAUACAGACAGUGCACGCAGACAGAAUCGCGGCCAUACAUGCCCUGUUCCUCGUCUCUUUGGGUCGCUUGUCCGACGGGAAAUGCGUCCGACCCAUCGGCUCCAUGCUGGAUCCAUCAGUUUAUAUGGCCAACGAACGAGGCUAAUUCACCCACUGUGGAACACCACCAGAGGACCACGAAAGUCCACCGAGGCGAAGCAUCAAGGGUAUAUAUAUAUGCCCAGCUUGUAAGAAGACGUUCAGCCGUGCAGAUGCCUUCAAGAGGCAUUUCAAGGGGCGGUCGGCGGCGGAGUGCCUCCGGUACCUUCGUGGUCAAUAGUUUCAAGCCCAUUGAACCCAUCAGCUCCAUGCCAGCUGACCAGUCUUUCAGCGCAAUGACACCACACAUUCGUGUAGCGGUGCGUCAGAGACGUGCAUGGAGCCACAAGCCCCAUGGGCCAUGUCAAUCGAGUUUCAGCGGAUCGGUCAUCCCGGACUGGCUGGCUCAGAGCUAUACACCGAGGCCACAGCGCCGGCUAGGAUGUGUGUACACGGUACACACCAGGAAGCCAUCAAGCGUAUUCGCGAUCCUCCGACAUCGGCCGCACCCCCCAUGCGCCCUGUGUGCGACACGACAACGCUGCACCGGACACCGAUGCUGCCGAGAACCCGAGCGUGGCGGCGCAAUAACUAUCGGCAGUGUGGAUGGACCGUCUGAGUAACGUCCAGAUUCCCCAGCGGGCUGCCGUAGCUACGGCUGGCCACGGUGACCAGCGACAGGCCAGGGCGAGCGCAUAACGGCAUUAGCUCCGGCGGCCGCUUGACUCUGUUCAUCCUCCAACACACCCGCUGUAGCGAGCACGUCGAUCCUCGUCGGUUAGCCGCCGAAAGGAGUCCA